This is a messenger RNA of Ixodes scapularis (black-legged tick), 1837 nucleotides long. RefSeq lists its product as uncharacterized. NCBI's taxonomy places the organism in Eukaryota, Metazoa, Arthropoda, Arachnida, Ixodida, Ixodidae. Bases 32 to 487 code for a protein of 151 amino acids. The transcript has 5 exons. The record is from RefSeq and is a predicted model, not a curated record.
UUGGACACAACAUCCCGGAAAAGUUAAUGAUAUGCGUGAAAUUGUGAGCGCCGACAAACAUCAUCUGCGUCGUAGAGACACAGUUAUCACUUGCUGCGUCAUGAAUUCUGGAGGACUCCACGAUACUAUCGAUUUGGAGGAAAACGAUGAUAUUCAGUCAAGUGGAAGUCAUACAGAUGCCCCAGUACAACAGCCAAUGGAUGCCGACAAAGACAACAAGAUGGCACCUUCAGGGGCUCGCUCGUCCACCAAUUCAUCCCUUGAACGAGAGAUUGAAAGUGUGAAACAACAUGCCAAGGUAUUGCUUGACAGCCUUGCCAGCGAGCUGAAGACAGCGCUCGAGAAAGACGACGACAUCAUAGCCAGCCUCGCUGCCCUGCGGGAGAGAGCCCUUGGCGUGGAAGACAAUCACCGGAAGAAACUGGAUUGCAUCGAAAAGACCGUGGGCAGUGUAAUGAGUUCACUGACCACCGGCAAAUCAAAUUGAAAAGUCUGGCAUGCAAUGUGCCCGCUAGUUCUUUUUAUGUCUAAGCACCACUGAUGUUUUAAUCCUCUUCUGAUGCAUUCCACAAGAAAACGUUUGAUUAGAUAUGCGUUUCUGUACACGGCUUUAGUAGUGUCAAGGCAUGACACAUGUGCUCAGGGACCAUUGACAAACUGGGACCUGCACCCAGUGCUUUUUGUUUUGCUUUGAAUCCUUCAAUCCUGACAAAACUAAGCAAAAGAAAAAAGAAAACAAAAGAGCAAUUAACGUUACUCCCCAAAUUAGUUUUGCUCUAGAAAUACUCUCAGCAAACCAUAGCGGUUGCUAGUAGUAGUGUCAGCGUGCUCGUAAAAGAUGAAGCUUUCAUAAUUUGUUUCGGUCCCAAACUGCAACAUCAGGAGAUGAAUGUACAGUGAGCAUCUGUAUUGACAAAUAAAACUUAUCUGGGUUCUAGCACAAUCCGUGCAGCUCAUAUCCUUAACUGAAGCUCGUUUGUACCGUACGUAACAUAUACCUCGUUUCGCCUCAAAAUGGACCGUAACGGAUGCUACGAGCCAUCCCCGUCAAUCCAGCACGCUGCAAAAUGCGACUAAGCACCCUUCCUGAAGGCCAUGCGACACUAGCACGGCACUGGACUUGUUCCGAUGGCUUCUGUUGCGGUCUAUCGUGAGCUGAAAUGGGCUAUAGUCGGUUGCAAUUUAAGAAGAGGGAGAGCCUCCGUUCAUAAUAAUAUCCUGUUCAAUGCCAAGUGUGCAAAAGUCCAUUGGAUAGGAUUGAGCUUUGGGUUGCUGGGCUCUUAUUCUCACGAAACGGUACUGAAGAAUGCUGCACGACUUGAGCUAACCAAUCCGCUUGUACAUAAUGACAUGGCGACGCAGUUUCUCCCUGGGAACUCGGGGGGGGGGGGAAGGGGGGGGGGGAGCAGAGCCUUCCUGUCAUUCACACGUUGCAACGCAAGGCUUACUCAAUUUAUCUGCACCUCUGCAAAAUAUGGCAGGGCAGUGUACCUCCGGUUUGUGUAUCGAGAUAUGGCUGGAAGUAUGCCGCCCUACGCUUUUCUGCACCGGUGCAGGUAAAUCAAACAAGCUUACAGUCCAGAAAGACCAAGAUCGUCUUCACACUCGCUGGCAGCUGCUCCACCAAAUGCGCUGGCAGGGAACACAAGACAACAUGGUCAGUGACAACUUAAGAAACACGGGGCGUGUCGAGUCCAGAGCCUCUAUCGCUACGCACCCAUUGAACGAGGUUUGUGCAUUGGACGGUAAGAACACCAGAGUGAACCACGAAGCCUCAACAAAGUAAGCCAUGCCCCACAUUUCAACUGUCAGUGAUUAUAGACUGGACCAUGGGUGU